Copidosoma floridanum is the source of this 642-nucleotide messenger RNA. RefSeq names its product G protein-coupled receptor Mth2. The record is from RefSeq and is a predicted model, not a curated record. Gene Ontology annotation, molecular function: G protein-coupled peptide receptor activity. Gene Ontology annotation, biological process: G protein-coupled receptor signaling pathway; cell surface receptor signaling pathway. Lineage: Eukaryota; Metazoa; Arthropoda; Insecta; Hymenoptera; Encyrtidae. Gene Ontology annotation, cellular component: plasma membrane.
CUUCCCUUGCUGAUUGAAAUGAAGUUUUUAAAUCAAUAUCUCCUUACACGACGUUGUCAUUGCUUGGGACACGAAAAAGACUGUUUAAGGUUCAACCUUUAUUUGAAGUUAUUCAUUGUUAUGGGCAUUAACUGGUCAAUGGAGAUCAUAUCCUGGCUGUACGCAGAUAACGUGCUCAAGUACCUAUGGUAUGUUACUGAUCUGACUAACACCUUACAAGGUGUCAUAAUCUUUUUGAUCUUUGUCUGGAAAGACAAGAUUAAGCGACUGCUACUUAGACGCUUCAGAUGUAAAAGCAAGAAGUGGAUUACCCGGAACUCAAUUGCUCGUACUGGCUGCCUAUCUAAUAGCAGUAUGGCUUCACGCGCUACCUGCAUGACUAUAAAUAUUCCACUUCAGGAAAAACAUAGCAACUACGUGCCAGAUAUUAAUAACUGCCAUGGGAAGACCAACAUCGUAUGCAGGGAAAGUGACUGCAUCUAAGUUUUCUUUUGUUUUUCCAUUCUCUUUUUUUUUCUCCUAAUACCCAAGCGCAUUAUGAGCAUUCUAAGUAAAAAAGCUUCAAUAGUGGAUGAAAUAAAAAUUAGAUUGAAGCAAAAAUGCAUGUAUAAUUUAACAAAAUUGGUUAAUUAAUCUGUAACA